Daphnia magna is the source of this 2106-nucleotide messenger RNA. RefSeq lists its product as uncharacterized. The transcript has 7 exons. NCBI's taxonomy places the organism in Eukaryota, Metazoa, Arthropoda, Branchiopoda, Diplostraca, Daphniidae. The coding region runs from base 796 to 1773 and encodes 325 amino acids. The record is from RefSeq and is a predicted model, not a curated record.
CACAAAAGUCCUAUUUAUACUUAAAGAAUUUCGUGUUUAAUUUAUGAUUAUUUUUGUUUUCCUUUUACCAGAUCACAAACCUAAGGACCUAUAAUGAAAGCCUUUCCCGUUCAAUAUGCAAUAGUUAACCUAUACUGUACAGUUGCACAGCUAAACAAAGAUAUGCUCCGGUAAGUCGUCUGACACUUAACAGGAAAAUGACGCCAACUCGUCUGACACUUAACAGGAAAAUGACGCCAACUCGUAAUUGGGAAGAGAUGAGGAUUUUUGGGGCGUACGUGUCGCACCGCCACACCGCACCGCCGACCUACUUGAUUGAACGCACGUGCCGCAGAUGCUUACACGCAGUAUAGCAUUUCACAGACGCUUUUCAUCGGAUGUGAGUCAUUUCGGCACAACAACACCCACACAACCGCUGAGAUGCUGUUCGGCAAAGAGGUUGCUUAAACCCAUUAGACGUGAUGAAAAAAUCCGGUUUCUUAUUCCAUAAGAUUUGGCCUGGCAAACGCCGCCUUGUUUCCUGUUUGACGACAUUUGUCUCAUUGAAACUGUCUGCUGUAGCAAAACCAGAAAUCGGGUGCAUGUCGUAGGCAGGUAAGAAUGCUUGCAAAAGACUUGGCCAUCUUGACGCUACCGAUCAAAUAGCUGUUGAUCCGACGAAGGCCAUCCAGUUUUCUUUCGCCCGGCAACAAACUUAGACGCAACAACGGCGCACUUUCAAAUACAACAGCUGUGCAUGGGGGCUGAUAUUUGAUUCAGCUCAGUUUGGCGUGAAAGAAAAAAAAGGCAGACGUUAUGGGGUACUUGGGUGACAUUGAGCGGCUUCUCGUGCGACGUUUUUCUCAGCAACGUUCAGUUAAAUUAGUAAUGGUGGGGCUGGCCGUGAUUGGUCUGUGUGUUUACGUGCUACAUACCGUUGAUGUGCAUCAUCGACCCAGAGGAAAGCCUUUUCGUGAUGGCUAUGGAGGCCCAUUUAAAUCAGUUUGCAGUCGCCAUGCUGAUCGGAGAGGUGCUCAUCAACAAAUCAUUGCCUAUUCCAUUUUUGGUAAUUUUUCAGCGCCCGGCUUCGCCAAUCAGUAUUUGAGAUUUUUAAGGGAAACACUCAACAGCGUCCCCUUGGCUUAUCCAGGCUGGGUGGUGAGGAUUUAUCACAAUCUAACGAUGGACGACAAUGACGGAUGGAAAGUCCUUGAGAACACCAUAGAUUUCGGAGACCACAUCGAUUUAUGCAAUGCAACUGAACUAAUCAAGAAACUCAAGUUAGCUGACAUUUUUGCCAUGACCUGGCGCUGGUUACCGUUGCUGGACGACAUGGUAGACUCGUUGAUGUCCCGAGACACGGACAGUGCGAUCAUAAGCCGUGAACAGGAUGCCGUUCGUGAAUGGCUGGCAAGCAACCGAACUUUUCACAUCAUGAGGGACAACCCUAAACACCGCAGAUUUAUGCUCGGAUGUUGUUGGGGUGUGAAAAUCAGCCAAAAUCGUUUCAAAAUCGCCGAUGCAGCGCAGAAAAUGUUCCACCAAGAUCAUCGGCACGUCUAUGACUACGACCAGAAAUUACUGGACAGAUUACUUCGGCCGCUAGCCACCACCAGCAUGAUGGCCCACGAUAGCUAUUCCUGUGAGAAGUUUCCUGAUACCAGGCCGUACCCUACGCAAAGGAAGGAUGGCCUAUUCGUCGGCGGACGCAAGUUCCAGGGAGUACAACUGAACAUUCCAUGCCCACUCAAAUGCCGGCCAGCAAAUGCCACAUCAGAGUGGACCUAUUGCUGAGGAAAGAAUAACACAAAAGGUAAAUUCAUUACAAACGUCGUUCACUAAAAGUUGCGUGGCUUGCGAAAGGGCCACAUCACCUGUGUGCAAAAAAUCAUUGCAAUUAAACUGGACGGAGGGGCAUCUUCUCAACGGCGAUGAUUGCUCGUCGCGUUCAAGAAUGGCGCAACCGCGGACGUACUCUUCGGCAAAUAAAUUGCUUGAAUCCCAUACGCGGAUGUUGGUGUGAUUCCUAUAACGCAACACACGUUUAACGCGUAUACUUUUUAAUAAUCCUAAUUCAGGUGUUUUUUUUAAUGAUAUAACUAACUAGAGUAAACGCCGAGCAACCUC